Molecule: messenger RNA, 3849 nt
Organism: Spizellomyces punctatus DAOM BR117
Lineage: Eukaryota; Fungi; Chytridiomycota; Chytridiomycetes; Spizellomycetales; Spizellomycetaceae
Exons: 13
Coding region: 157-3693 (1178 amino acids)
Biological process (GO): transmembrane transport; chloride transport
Cellular component (GO): membrane; intracellular membrane-bounded organelle
Molecular function (GO): voltage-gated chloride channel activity
Source: RefSeq, a predicted model, not a curated record
GAUACGCUUGCGGCUUAAGAACUGUGCAGAAGAGAUCUCUUGCGGUGGACGACGGGGGCGCUUUGAAAUUACAAGGGAGGCAAGGGAUUGGUAAAGGAGCGUAAAAGUCGUCCCUCCCCGCAAGAGGUUGUCUUGCAAAAACUGGAGAAAUAGCCAAUGGCGCAGAAGCAAGAGCCCUUUGCCUCAAGGGCAGCUACCAUUGCGCGAAAAGUCUUGCUGCGACAUCCUGUCCGUGCAAAUACUCUAUAUAAUACAGUGGAUCCAGAGCAUGACCACGAGGUUCACGCAAAAUUCAAGCCAUACGAGAGUAUUGCGUUCGAAGAGCCCGAUGGCCCUGGCCUCCGGAAGCACUAUCGGCAUCAAACUCGCUUGACUCGCAUCAUCCAAGAACUUCUUCAAUACCUCCUUGCAUGUGUAAUCACUCUUGCGAUAUCAUGGCUGUAUGUGCUUCUCUUCUUUGGAUCGGAGAAGCUGGCCGAAGCACGCAUCGAGCAUUAUACCGAGCUCAUUGAAGAGGGACAUAGAUUGGAAGCUGUGCUGUAUGCAUUAUGGACAUGCUUACUAGCGGCGCUCUUACCGGCACUGGUGGUUUUGAUAUGGGCGCCUGGAGUUACGGGGUCAGGAAUGGUCGAGCUCAUUGCAUUCCUUAAUGGUGCAAAUUCAAUCACCAAAAGUACUUUGAUGAAUAUGGCGGCACGAUUUCUCGGUAUCUUCGGAAUUGCUGUUGCAGGGCUUUACUCUGGAAUUGAUGGGCCAAUGGCCAUGAUUGGGGCAUCGCUCGCGAUAUUCAUAGUGCAGCUUGUGCGGAAAGUGCCGGUCUUCCGUCGUUUCUUCUAUGGAGAAAGUCAUCCGAAGCAUUUGGAUGCCGGCCCGGCAGCGGCUGCUGGGCGUAAUGCCUUAUUCUCCUUCCUUGAACAGACAGCGCUACGGCUUUUUGCGACAAUCGGUGCGGCCGUCGCCAUUGCCGCCAUCUUUCGAAGUCCUCUAGGUGGAGUAAUGUUCACUUUAGAAGAAACGAUGAGCUUCUUCGAGCCGCGUAUCAUGAUUAGAACAUUAUUUUGCACUGUUAUUGCUUUUUUGGUUGUUGGAUUCGAGGUUGCCAAGCACUUUCAUUCUUUGGAUACCGUGCAAGUUGGGGAGAACGCCGGUAGUUUGGAGUUUACUCUGUUUCCUGUCAACGUGGACUGUAACCGAAUUAAUCCUUUGACUCCUGGGAAGCUUUUGUUGUUGCUCGGUCUUUUUGUGUCUCUUGGUGUUGUGAUGGCCUUCGUUGGAACCCUAUGGAAUAACCUUUUGAGCAUGGUUCAAAAUCUCCGGCUACCAUACACCGUUCGCAAUUUGGAGCAGACAGCGGCCGCGUCGUCGUGGGUGCGCCAUUCACAGGAGGAAACAACAGAUGGAGGAAAAGGGAAGCCCCGCAAGUUAGUCGCCGUAGCCUCUGACAAGCUGAAAUCACGCCGAGGUCUUUUUACAUUCAUACGUUUGGUUGAAGUCGCUGUUGUCUGCAUCAUUACUACGCUGAUCGUUGUGCUUUUGCCGACGGCGCCUGGCGUUGAUCCGUGUCUCCCCUUGAGCACAGUAACGGAUCAUGUUCGAGAUACUACACCCACCGAAUGCCUAGAAGGUGUGGAAAUUAACUCUACAGCGAUAUCCGAUUCAAAGUUGCGAGAAUGUUUACGAGGAUUUGGCGGUGUUUGCCUGCCGCCAGAUUUGAAGAAUGAAUACGAGCAUAGCAUCAUUCAUAGUUUCUAUCGGCCUGUGGAGGUUGAAGCAGCCCGAAACCGAACUAUCAUUGAAGAACAACCAGGAGGCCGUGAAGGUCAUCAGAGUACAAUAUCCAAUGGACCUGCACACCUUACUUCAUCUAUCGCUUCAAAUGCUCUGCCAACUUUUGACGAAACCGCAUCGGCCUUUCUCCCGUUCAGCGAAUCAAGAGGGGUUCGCAUGGGUCUCCGUGUCCGAAGGCUAACUCGACGGCAAGAGCAUGGGAAUCCCGGAGGUCACGAAAGCACGGACCGUCCAGCAUCAAGGGAGCCCUCUCCGUCGAGCAAUGCACCUUCUGGCGAGCAUAGCCCGUCGCCCUCUGAAGCAAAUGGCCAUGGCAACAACACGGGUGAUGUGAAACUUGCGACCUUGGACAUGCUGAUCCCCCAGGCGGACCUGCAUGCGCAGCAUGCCAAGGUAGAUCAGGAGGGACAAUGCUACUAUCAAGUGAGAUCGCUUAUGUAUUCCACUCCUGAGAAGCAAUUGAAGCUUCUCCUUACCCGAGGUCUAUAUCAACUCUUUGAUAUCCGGUCUCUUGGAAUUUUCCUUGGUGUAUAUCUAUUAUUGAGUCUGAUCACGUAUUACAUCGCCCUACCAACAGAUUUGGUCAUUCCAAACUUGAUCAUGGGUGCAGUUACAGGGCGCAUCCUUGGAGUCGCUUGGAACUACAUGCGCGGCUCCUCAGCGAUAGAUCCUGGUCUAAUUGCAUUGAUUGGGAUGGCUAGUUUGUGGUCUGCGACCAGCCGUCUGACCCUUACAGUCAUCGUGAUAUGCUUUGAGUUGACAGGAGACUUUGAUGCUAUCCCUGGAUUAAUUAUCGUAUGCUUCACCUCUGCAUGGGUUUCGUCAUUUUUGGGUGAAUCGCUAUAUCAUCUUGAAAUGCACAACAAUCACACACCCUUCCUACCUCCUGAACCCUCACAUCAACUUCGCACCAUCUGCGUCCGCAAGUUGAUGUCCCACAAGAACAUGGUUGUGCUCACCUCAACCGCCAGGCUCAGUGCGUGCGCUGAAGCGAUUCAAUCUGGCCAUAAUGGAUUCCCAGUUUGUGAAAAGCUUAUGGUGGAGGAUUCCCACGGACGUCAAGUAGUGCGGUAUCGACCUGUCGGAUUUGUCUAUAGGGACUUGCUUUCCGAGACUCUCACGAGCCUGUGUGAAACCAAGACCUACGAUCCGACUAGUACUCGCAUCGAUAUGACGGCGAUCAUGAACGUGAGUCCAACAAUCGUGCGCGAGGAUGCUACUGCUGCCAAAGUAUUUUCAGUUGUCCGAUCUUUGGGAUUGCGGCAUGUAAUGGUUGUUGAUCGGGACGGAUUCCUGGUUGGACUUGUCACAAGGAAGGAUUUGUUACGGGGAAUGCAUGGCGACGACCAUCACAGCCAUAAUGCCAAGAGGAAGGAUACAAAAGGCUUCUCAAAGACAAUCAAAGGCAGAGCAAAGACCUAUGGGCAAGGACAUGGUAGCGGAGACUUGAUUGUAAGUGAACGAGGCGGUGGAGGUGAUGAGGAAUUGGGAACGGUCAUCAAGCCAGCUGAGGGUGAUAGUGCUGGUAAGGAGAAGAUUGAAAGUGCCCGCGACGAAGGCAGUCAGCAUGUUCUUCGACAAGUAAGCGAAGAGACUGUAUCGCCAACAGCAGCGCAACUUCGUGAACAUGAAGGAAUUGUCGGUGUGGAGUUGCGACACUCUCCUCAGGAAGUAACACCAGUAGAUCCCCUUGCACAGGCGGGAGGUCAAUCCUCCGAGCAAUCGUGGUCAACCCAGGGAGGUCUGCUCCGUCUUCGCACCGUCCGUAGCUCCGUGGCCGCUGUGCGGUUGGAUUCAAUGGACACAGAAUCGGACAAUGAGGAGGAAGCGGAUCACCGCAGAUGGAGCAGGGAUGACGACUGUGUAUUCGAUGGGGAAGAACACAGAUUUGGGCGAGGUACAUGAUACUCACAUGAUAGACAUUAUGAGGGAUUCAAAGUAUAUUAGUAGAUAGCUACACUGUACAUUUGUAUUCGACAGUUAUUCGCGAUACCCCGAAUGUAACUUUACGUUGGAGUUGUUUUCGCCAUAAGGCUUGCGCAAAUGACAUUUAAAGCUCAA